AUGCCAAUCCAGAUGCAGAAAUUCAGGGCCCCCAAGCAGCUAGCCAGGCCGCUCAAUGCUCAGGAGAGCUUAUCCUCCGCAACAGCCGCAUCACAGAGACAACUACCCAUGACUCGGAUCGACAGUCUCCGAGCCAUGCAUGGCUUUCUCCACUCGACUCUAGGUACGCUCUUCUUUCUCAGGGAUCUAUUUCCAGUCGAUCAUUUUCGAAACUUUGUCUUUGGCAAGACCGACAAUCCUAGUGCUAGCCAGAGCCUCGUGCUCUCUCAAUCGCAGUCUUCUCAAUCGGAUCGACUUGUUGUCAAGACACUCGAUCGUGAUAGUGAUCUUAUCUCUGUCAUUGAAUCCUAUACCAUGAACUUCUUCUACGCAGACAAUGGCUUCGUCUCUCUCGAUAUCGCGGCCAAAGUUCAAGGAGCAGAUCCUACCCGCCUAGGUCAUGCUUGCACUCCAGAUGAUUUCAGAUCUCAGACCAAGAUGCUGAUGAAGAGCAUCGUGGACGCGUGCAAGGAUCUGAACGACCUGCCUCAGCAAAAGUAUCUCGACUUUAAGCUUUUCCUGAAGUCAGACACGCCAAAAGACUACAAGUUGCCACAUCUCAAGGUGGUCAAUGAAGAUCUCCGAAUGACGACCAAAAGCUUGAUGGACGCUCCUCUGUUUCGGGGCCAAGGCCAAGCGGCGCAGAGCGGACAUCAUGGCAUCUCUUUCCGGCUCACCACAGUCGUCCAGAGCUUUGGAGACGCACCAUCGCUGGGAGGUGAUGACGGUGCAGCCUUCAAAAACGGUGCUUCGACAAUGAACAAAGGGAGAAAAGUUGUAUGGGAUCCGGCCUUGGGAGUUGAAGAUCGGAUUGAAUUGGAUCCAAGCAUUCAAGAUCCUCUGCAGCCUCAAGAUCAUCUGGGCUCCACUCUGAGGCAACCGCUCGGAUGGCUUCUGCCUGGUGGACAUCUCAAGAAGGUCGUUGCAGGUGUUCCUGAUUCAGACGAAGAGGAUCAAAGUCCUCGACUCGUUGCCGUUCAUCCGACCAAUGCUAUUAGAGAUGGGGUCUUCAAGCGAAGUGGAGAAAUGGGAGUCAAUGGACGUCGACUGGCGGGAUGGAGCAGAGUGUCUCCGCCACCGGCCCUGGAGCAAGAAACAAUCCCAAACGCCACAAUGUCACCGGUGACCCGGGAUGUCAGUACGGCAGUGAAUCUGGUGACCAAUUCACAUUUUCGAGCGUCAUCUGCGAGGCCUCUAAAGGGGCCUCAAAGAUCAUCGCGUCAGCAUAUUGACCUCGAUGAUGAUGACUUUGCCGAUGACCAUCCAAGGAAGAGGAAAUGCCAGGCAAGACGACCAAAUUCCGCGUCCAAAACGAAGGCUGCGAAGAUGAAGACCAAAGCCAGUACAAGGACCAAGAAUAUUGCAAAGUCAGUUUUGCCCUCUGCAAUGGGCAAAGGACCGGUUCCAAGCCAUCAAUCAAAGAACAAGGCUGCCACGAAAACCAACCCGAUUGGCAACGCACCCAUUGAGGACGCUCACAGAGAAUUAAUGACCUCGAACACUGAUGCAGGAUCCAGGCGUGCAAUGGAUGCAACAGCAAAUCAAAUCCCCACUUCGUCCAACUCGCCACAAUCUACAGUGAAGGCGACCAAGGCGAAGGCAAUGCCGUCAGCAGCAUCUACAAUGUCAUCACUAGCGCCGGUCGCAAGACUUCGAGACGCAGGUACCAAUCUUCAGACCCCGAUUGACUGCUACUGCGAGCUUGAGGAUGAAGAAGAUAGUCUGAUUCGCUGUCACGAUUGCCAACGUCGACUGCAUCUGGCUUGCUGCGGCUAUCUUAAGCCUGACAUGGUCCCACUGGACUUCCAAUGCAUCAAUUGCCUCAUCGAGGACGAAACUUCCCCAGACGACAUACAAGGCGAGCUCAAUGCGCUUGCCAUCUUCAGGCGUGUGUUGUACCUCGUUCGCUCAAAGGGAAGUCUUGACAGUGCCGUACACAUUAAGGAUUCAUUGGGUAUUGACGCACAACAGGCGGACGCUACUGUCCGACGUUUGACUUCUGAAGGGUUCGUUUAUGACCCCCGUAAUGGGAAACGUCAAUACCCGCGCAAAUGGGUCAACACCGCUAGGCAAAACAAACUGCUUCAAGGUUACUUUGAACCCGGCGGACGGGUUGAGCGAGAACUUUUCAAGAUCAAGCCCAAGCAGCUCACUGCCACCGAUGGGCUGGCCACUGAGAAAGAUGCAUCAGGAGGAAAAUCGGCUACAAAUAGGGUUGCACAAUACGAUACCCGUCGAUGCGAGGAGAUGAUCAACCUUUCCGAGCUUUCCUGA
Kockovaella imperatae is the source of this 2313-nucleotide messenger RNA. RefSeq lists its product as hypothetical. Bases 1 to 2313 code for a protein of 770 amino acids. Gene Ontology annotation, biological process: meiotic recombination checkpoint signaling; synaptonemal complex assembly. The record is from RefSeq and is a predicted model, not a curated record. The transcript has 14 exons. Lineage: Eukaryota; Fungi; Basidiomycota; Tremellomycetes; Tremellales; Cuniculitremaceae. Gene Ontology annotation, cellular component: nucleus.